CUACACCAGACAUUUAUUUAAAAAUUUUACUUUUCAAUUGGAAAAUUUCUGUUUAAAUUCCAAGCUUUGAUAGUUACGAGCUGUUUGCAAAAUUCAUAAAUAACUGUGGGAUGAGCAAUUUUAAAACCAGUAAAAUGCAUCGAAUUGUCUGAAUGCACCAACAUAACAAUGUGUUUCAUCGUCUUCGCCACCAUCGUCCACCUGAUGUUCCUGGCAUCGAUCUUCGACAUCUACUUCCAAUCCCCGAUCAUCCAUGGCAUGUCUCCGCAACCCGCUCCUGCUGAUCCGCCAGCCCGACGUCUCGUGCUGUUCAGCGCGGACGGCCUGCGCGCUGAACGCUUCUUCCAUCCCAGCGUGGACAACUUCCCCGGGACGCCGUUCCUCUUUAACAUCUCGCGUCACGCAGGCACCUGCGGGAUCAGCCAUGCUGCCGUUCCGACGGAAUCGCGGCCCGGACAUGUGGCGCUCAUUGCCGGAUUCAACGAAGACGUCAGCGCCGUGACCAAGGGCUGGAAAGUGAAUCCGGUGGAUUUUGAUUCCGUCUUCAACCAGAGUCGGUGGACGUUCGCCUGGGGUAGUCCGGAUAUUGUGGAUAUUUUCACCAAGAUGAAGGGUGCGGAUGGACAGGUGCGAGUAGCGGAAAAUAUCAUCGCGGACACGUAUUCCGCAGAGUUCGAGGACUUUGCAGCGUUGCCGUCGCUGCUGGACACGUGGGUUUUUGAUAAAUUCAAGGAAUUUCUCGGGCGCGCAAGAAAUGACAAAAAUCUGUACGAGAUGCUGCACAACGAUAAAUUGAUUCUGUUUUUCCAUCUUCUGGGAAUGGAUACCACGGGGCAUGUUCAAAAGCCACACAGCAAGAUUCAUGCGGAGAAUCUUUUAGGGGUAGACCGGGGCAUUGCGGAUAUUGUGAGACUGGUAGAGAAUUUCUACUCCAACGAUGAAAAAACAGCAUUCAUCUUCACGUCGGACCACGGAAUGACUGACUGGGGUUCGCAUGGUUCCGGUCACUCUGAUGAGACCGAAACGCCGUUGGUGGCAUGGGGUGCUGGGAUAUUGCCCCCACGAUUCACGGAGGGACAGCGUUUGCAGAAGUUUGAUAUCCAGCAGGUGGACGUUGCCCCGCUGGUGUCCACUCUUCUGGGAAUUCCCAUUCCCGUUAAUUCUGUCGGUAAACUGCCGUUGGAUUAUUUUAACGCAUCGGAACGGUACAAGAUGCAAGGUUAUUUUGCCAAUGCGAAGCAGAUGUAUGAGCAGCUAAUUGUGCAAAUGCGAAGGAAGCAGAACGAAACGUUUUCGUGGUUGUUUGUCCCCUUUCCGAAGUUAAGCCAAGAUUUAUGGGAUCGGAAAUGUGCCGUGAUAGAACAAAUGCUCACGAGCCCAGAGGAACACAAAACAGAACUUUUGACGGCUAUUGAUGAGCUCAUCGUGUUGAGUCACGAAGGACAAACGUAUUAUCACAGUUACGAUCGACGGUUCUUAAGUUCCGUGAUGACGUUGGGAUAUAUUGGUUGGAUCUUCUUUGUGUUCCUAAGAAUUGUGGACAACCAUCCCAGAGUACAAGGAUCCAAAUCCGGCGACAAUGUCAUGAAAACCAGUAAUUCCAUAAUUUGGACUGGAGUUUGUGGAGCAGCAUUAUGGAUUCUGAUAUCCAUAUUACAAAGGAGUUCCCGGCCUGUUCUUAUAUAUACACUGCUGCCCAUCAUGACAUGGACGGCUGCUCUGUACCGAUUUCAAUCGGUACGAUGCUCUUCUUCUAUAAAUCUCUUAGCCAUCGUUAUGCCGACAGUGCAGUUUAUUGUUGGAUGCGAGAUCCUGGUGUUUUCCUUCUUCUACCGGUCCAGCGUCAGCGUUGGAUUGGUAUUGACUGGUCUCUGGUUGGCCACAUCCUCUACUGCCUCCAAGUAUCUUCGCUUGUUGUGGUUGACGAAUUCUUUGUUACUGGCUGUGUUCCCGCUACUGGAUGUGGUUGGAAAGCUGAAAAAUGUCUCACUUGUGUAUUGCGCGGGUUUUGGGGGAUUUGUAUUCAUAGUUGGUUUGCUCAUCUGGAACUGGAAUUCCAUCCGAAACGAUCGACAAGGCUCCACCGUUGCCGUAAUGCAAACUACUGGCGUGCUGCUGUCCGUGGUUAUUGUUUUUGUAACCAACAGAAGCGUGGAGAACAACGCUUCUGCCGGAGUAUUGUUCCAGGCCAUCAGUUGGUUUUUACUAGGAACGGCUUUUUUUACGCCGAUGCUCAGCAGCCAGCUCUUGCAUCUGCGUUUCCUUAGCGUUGUGACAUCGCUUUUCACCAGCUACAUCUUGAUGAGCAUCACCUACGAAGGUUUAUUCUUCCUGCUCUUCUCUAUCCAUUUAUUUCUGUGGAUUUACUUGGAAUUCCACACGCAUCAGCCGCGAUUCUCCCUCUUCCGUCUGACGAUCUCCUACACCUUCCACGCCGACCAAACCGUGGAUCGGCGCCGACUGCAUUUUGACGAUCUGCGCCGGGUGUUCUUUUUCGUGUUUUUCACGCUCUUGGCCUUUUUCGGGACGGGCAACAUCGCCAGCGUCAACAGUUUCGAUCCGGUGGCGGCAUUCUGCUUCGUCACGGUGUUCCGGCCGUUCAUCAUGGGACUGAUUUUGCUGUGUAAAGUGAUCAUUCCGUUCCUGCUCAUCGGGUGUGCUUUCCACGUUGUAAUUGUGAUAUGCGGACUAUCCAUGCAGAAAGUAUAUUUAAUCGGGUUGCUGAUAUCCGACUUCAUGGCAUUACAAUUUUUCUUCCUGGUGAAGACAGAAGGAAGCUGGCUGGAGAUUGGGACUUCCAUUUCGCAUUAUGUGAUCAUGAUGGCGCUGAUAUUAUUUACGAGCCUGCUUCGUUUGUGUGCAUGGGCGGUGAUGACGAGCCGCUUGGAUCUGCGGAUUCUUCGGCUUCCUUUUGCUGUUGAACGUGCUUUGUGAAUGAAAUCUUUGUUGGGUUGUUGGAUAGCUGAGUUUCUACUGUUGUUAAUUACCGGUGUUGUUGUCACUGUCUAUCUGAAAGCGCACAAUUUGGCAGGUUUUUCGCCGCGUCAAAGCAUCCACUGCUGUGCACGGUGAAAAUUAUAAAUUACGUGUACGAUAAAUUUGCAUUUCAAAUUCUGACUGAAUGAAUAUCGUAAAAUCAGCGGAAGUUGCGAGACAGUUAGUCAUUUUUCUGCGUUUA
This is a messenger RNA of Paramacrobiotus metropolitanus, 3178 nucleotides long. Its product is annotated as GPI ethanolamine phosphate transferase 1-like. Gene Ontology annotation, molecular function: mannose-ethanolamine phosphotransferase activity. Bases 169 to 2934 code for a protein of 921 amino acids. The record is from RefSeq and is a predicted model, not a curated record. Gene Ontology annotation, cellular component: endoplasmic reticulum membrane. Gene Ontology annotation, biological process: GPI anchor biosynthetic process. The transcript has 13 exons. Lineage: Eukaryota; Metazoa; Tardigrada; Eutardigrada; Parachela; Macrobiotidae.